This is a messenger RNA of Rotaria socialis, 366 nucleotides long. The record is from the annotation of a GenBank genome assembly. Lineage: Eukaryota; Metazoa; Rotifera; Eurotatoria; Philodinida; Philodinidae.
AUGAAUGCUGUUCUUGGCGUAUUUGGAUUAUCACAAUUUACGACUGAACGUGAUCUUAAAGAUUUAUUUCAUAAAUUUAGUCGUGUGAAAGAUGUUCAAAUUGCAAAAGAAGCACUUAAUUCAGUUGAACUUGAUCAUCAUCGUUUACGUAUUAAUUAUUCAGUAACAAAACAUGCACAUACACUAACACCUGGCAUAUAUAUGGGUGUUCGUACAACAUCUUAUCUACGUUCAAAUGGUCAUGAUUAUCGUCACUCACCAUCAUCAGAUAAGCAAACAUAUCAUCAUCGCCACGAUUAUUCAUUGAGAUCACAUUCACGUAGUCGCAGUCGAUCAAGAUCUCGCCGUGGUGACGAUCGACGUUGA